AUGAGCGCAAACGCAGCAACUUCCCACGGUUAUGUCGAUCCAAACUUCCCAAAUCCCAACGGCAAACACGAUGUACCAGUCAUCAUCUAUGGCUACACACCGUCCUUCUCCCUCGCCGCAUUCGCCGCAGUCUGGUUCUCACUCAUGCUGGUAAUCCAUCUGGCCCAGACAACCCGUUACAGGAGCUGGUGGUUCUUCCCCUUUUCCGUCGGCCUUUUCUUCGAAAUCGUUGGCUACGUCGCACGCUCUCUCUCGGCGAAGAAGGACCCCUACAACUUGAUCUUCUUCAUCCUCAACUAUUUCUUCAUCGUCACCGCGCCCGUCUUCCUCGCCGCGGGGAUAUACACGAUUCUGUCAGCCCUCAUCUCUCGAGUGGGAUCCAAGUACUCCUCUCUCUCGCCCAAGGUCAUCAUGUGGUUCUUUGUUCUGUCCGACGUCAUAUCAACAAUUACCCAGGUGGCUGGAGCCGCUCUCAUCGGCAGCCAAGAGUCAAAGCACAAAGACCCGACAUUUGCCAACAACAUUCUCUUGGGCGGUCUGGCUUACCAAGUCUUCUCCAUCGGUGUGUUCAUUGUAGUGGCGGGACGUUUCUUGUGGCGUGCCAGACGCGCUCUUCGUCGGCGCGAUCUCGAUACCUUUGCUUUCGUCUUCGCUGCCGUGACGAUUUUGGUGUAUCUGCGAACGGUGUUCAGGCUUGCAGAGACGGCUCAGGGACUGAACGAAUCCAUACAGUCGAAUGAGACUUACUUUGCUUGCUUGGAAUUUGCGCCAGUGGCGGCGGCAGUGCUCCUCUUUGCUGGAUGGCACCCUGGACGAUGCCUGGGCAGUACAGUCAGGGGAAAUAAGGUGACUGACGGAGCGGCACGCAAGAGCUGGGAUAAAGCUUGA
Trichoderma aggressivum f. europaeum is the source of this 888-nucleotide messenger RNA. RefSeq lists its product as uncharacterized. The record is from RefSeq and is a predicted model, not a curated record. NCBI's taxonomy places the organism in Eukaryota, Fungi, Ascomycota, Sordariomycetes, Hypocreales, Hypocreaceae. The transcript has 2 exons. Bases 1 to 888 code for a protein of 295 amino acids. Gene Ontology annotation, cellular component: membrane.